Molecule: messenger RNA, 14297 nt
Organism: Heterotrigona itama
Lineage: Eukaryota; Metazoa; Arthropoda; Insecta; Hymenoptera; Apidae
Source: the annotation of a GenBank genome assembly
AUGGCGCACGUAACUGCGUAUUUUGCAGCUCGGGACUACACAAAACCUGCGAUUGACUGUCGCAUCGCCGAGCUGUUGAAAAGAAGAGUUGCUUUGGAGAAAAUACCCACCGAAAGUUUGAAAGAGCGACUCGCGAAAUUUAAAGAGAAUCGAAACGCUAGACAAGGAUUGCUCAAGGCAACGCACAGACAGGUCUUGGAAGUUGCUGCCUUUAUUUUAAAUAUAGAUCCUGAUACCUUGGAAGAAGGAGUUAUUGAUAGAGACGAAUACAUCAGUGUUCUUGAUAGUUUCUUUGUCAAAGAUGGGAAACGUGCGAUUCUUAUACACUAUCAGCCAAUGGAACCACCUCCGUUUGAGUCAGGAAGAUGGAUCCCGCAAUAUGAAGAAGAAAUUGAAGUAAUACGUUGCUGUGUCACUGAUGGUUCUACGGAACAACUUUCUGGCAAAUGUGUUAUAGUUUAUAGACUAAAAUCAGACACUGAUUUAGAAACAAAGCAUCUUCAAGAUGAAGCAUAUUAUGCAUAUGCAGAAGUUGAUCCAGUAUCUCAAAGCGCACUUGCAGCCAUAUCAGAUGUAAUUCUGAGGCUAAACUUGCCAGCAAUAAUUGCUAACAAAGUAUGGGGUGAACUGUCAAAAUCUGAAGCCGGUGACAAAGUCACAAACAACUUUAUUUGUGACUUUAGAGACUUUUGUGAAUUUUUAAGCAUGACAAAGCUAGACUUAGAGAACAUAAUAAGAUUUUAUACUGAUUGGGAGGUUUAUAACAAGUACUUAGCAUCACCAGAGGACAAUAAGAAAAGUCUUAGUAAUCCAGAAGCUAUAGAAGCUAUAGAAAGUAAUGUCAGGCUAUGGAAGAAAAGUAUGGAACGGGCUGUUGUUCAGAGUCAACAAUUACGCAGAGAGACAGAAACAAUGGGACCAAAUGCAGAACUCGCUUAUUGGAGAAGAUUGCUUGCUCGUUUCUCAUCAAUUAUUGAACACAUUAAAUCCCCAUUUACUCAGAAAUAUAUAGAUUUUUUGACAAAAAUAAAAUCGAAACACAUAAAAAAAUGGAGGUUGCUGGAACGUCACGUUCAAAUGAUCCAAAUUCUCGCACAAGAUAAUGUAAAAUAUUUAUACGCGCUAGAGAAAUUUACUCAACCUUUGUACAGGCUUGAUCCAACAAAAAUAGGAGAAUAUUUGCCUCCUCUCAUGUACGUUAUACGAAUGAUAUACGCCACUUCCCGAUUUUUUAAUACCAGACGAAUGGUCACAGCGGUGUUUGUAAAAGAUUGCAUUAAAUUAUGCGAACAGUAUUACGAAUAUUAUACCGAAAUGUGCAAAAGUGUAAGGGAAUCUGCCGAUGAAAAACCUUUCGAGGUAUCUGAAAUGUACGUUUUCGGCAAGUCUAAUACUUUCAAAGCGAGAAUAAUAAAAGUCAGUGGUAAAUUAAUUUCAUUAAAUCACUCCCCUUACCCCCUGAAAAUGAGGAAAUCACUAAAAAUAAAUUACAAAUACAAAUUUCAGAUUAUGGAUGUUUUACAAACAACGUUAACAUAUCUGAUUCUUUACAAUUCUGCAAUAGAGGGGAUAGAUGUGUUUGCCAACAGAUUCUCCGGUUUCUUUCAGGACGUUUCGUCCAAAGACUAUGACCCAUUAAAUCAUAGGAAGCCAUAUUUUGAUUCUGAUUACGACAACUAUAAGAGAAAUGUAGCCGAGACGGAAAUCGAAUUAAGAAACUUCUUUUACAAAUGCGUCUCGGAAGUGCCAAACAUAACAGAAGCAUUGAGGGUAGUAGCAAGAUUUCAAAAAUUGAAGUUCAAACAUCUGAGAAUCGACAGGAAGUACUUAGAGCUCAUUACGCUAUUCCAAAAAGAAAUCGAGGAUGUACGAGAUAGAUAUAACGAGGAUAGAUCGGAUCCUCCGAUACCGCGGAAUGUUCCACCUAUUGCUGGCCGUAUUUUAUGGAUCCGGCAACUUUUCAGGCGUGUCGAAACUCCGAUGGAAAUAUACAAAGGAUGCAGGAGAGUGAUUACUCACGACCACAUGCAGAGAUGCAUUAGAAUUUACAACGCCUUGAUCAGUGUCUUUAUACAUUAUGAAAUGAUAUAUCACAAAGCAUGGUACGAUUGUUCAGAGAUUGUUCGACUGGCGUUAGCAUCACCUUUGAUAAUAAGGCACCCAGAUACGAACAAGUAUCAUCUGAACUUCGAUUCGUACGUUAUCGAGGUGAUACGCGAAUCAGAGCAUAUGGCUAGGUUUGACUUGGAGGUGCCAGAUUUCAUACAGAUAAUAACCUUCUGUAAAGAGAAGAUUUUCUCAUCACGAACGAUACCGAUAUUGUUCCUGACUUUGAUAAAGAUCGUUCUCGUUAAUCUCGAGAUCGCCUUUCAACCUUGUUUAUCAGUGAUCACGUGGACGUCGUUGAACAUUGACGAAGUGUGCAAGGAGAUAAAGAAUGCACUUACGUCGGUGCAGAUUUUCGUCAAGGACAUAACAGACAUGAAAGAAGCAAGGGUCGAUGAAGUCCUCGAAUCCAUAACGGAAGUUGUCCUAGUGAAACUCGAUGAUUAUGCAAAGACCCCUGCUCAACUUUUGGACGAUAAUAUCGCCUACGGGCUGGCAACAGCAGCUGAUUUGGAAAUUAAAUCGUCAGCAGCGGAGAAAGCAGUUACCGCUAUUAUCAAUAAGUUUAUGGACUUCAUAAUCGACGAGACUGUUCAGGAUAUUAAAUACAACUGGAUGGAUCCGGAUAAAAUACACAAGCAUAUAUCACAGACGAAAUUGACAAAGGGAAAAUAUGAGCCAGGUUUCGCCCCUAUCGAGAGAACACGUAAAGUCCAAAUAAACCGGGUGCACAAUGAUUGCAUGGAGUUAUUCGCUUAUUUCCAUAAUAAACUCGUAGAAGCCUUGGUGAAGUGCACUAAAAACUCGCUCGAGCUUCAUCUGAUAAAAGAUAAUGACGAAUUGAGGAUGAAGCCGAUACUUUUGACGACGUUCGUCUUGCAAAUACCAAAUAUCGUGAUAGUACCUCCUAUAGAGGAAUUGCAGUAUUGUUUUGGGAAAUUAGUGACUGGCGUUCUGGAAAUUUACAAACAGGUCACAGCGUGGGGACAACGUUACUAUGAUCUGAAAUCUGGAAAUGCCGUAGCAAGUACACAAGAAAAUAAUGCAGUUCAUCGGAGGAAUUAUUAUCACAUGAUAUCGGAUCACAAGGAGAUAGUGCGUAGCAUAAUGAGCCUGCAAGGUGCAAUCUUUGCCGUAAAGCAAGACAUCGACGAACUUGCCAAUACUUACUUGCAAUAUUCUUACAUAUGGUCCGAGGACAAGGAUAAUAUCAUUCAAAGUUUCGUCGAUUCCGAGCCCAUCACUCAAGAGAUCAAAGAGAAGUUCAUGGAGUAUGACAAUUUAGUCAAUGAGAUUCAAAAUCUGCCAAAGAAACACGUAGUCGGCCCUAUAGAAAUUACCAUGGGUAACAAGUUGAAGUUAGCAUUUCUGGUUGAAGCACGUGUAUGGAAGAUAUUACUCGGGCAGAAGUUGUCUGUUACUUACAAGGAGAAAUUAAAAAGGAUCACGGAAUACAUAAACGAGAAGAACAAGGUUUUAGCCAGGGAAAUAAAGGACCUGGAGGACGUAAGGAUCGCGAUGAAGUGUUUAAGCGAGAUACGUGACGAUUUCAUAUCGUUGGACAUAGAAUUGAUCUUGAUCGAGGAAACGUACACAUUGAUGGGGAAGUUUAAUAUUCUUGUCUCGAAGGAGGAACAGGAUAUCGUGGAUGGUUUACGAUACAAUUUCACAAACAUGUUGAACACGGCGAAACAAGUACAAGCAAAGAUAUGCGAAAUGCAAGAGCCAUUGAAAAAGGAAUUGACGUAUGGUGUUGCGUUAUUUAAGCAAGAUGUGAUCAAUUUUGAUUUUGACUUUGAGCUGAACGGCCCUAUGGUUGAAGGGAUACCGGCUAAAGAAGCUAGUGAUCGGCUGAUAUUCUUUCAAGGCCGUCUCGACGAGUUAUGGGAGAAGUACCAGACUUACAGCAGCGGGGAAAGUUUAUUCGGUAUUGAGAUAACAGACUACCCGGCUCUUCAUCAAAGAAAGAGGGAAAUUAACUUACUGCAGAAGUUAUACUCCUUGUAUUUGCAAGUUAUACGGACGAUCGACAACUAUUACGAGAUACCUUGGUCAGAGAUCGAUAUCGAAUCCAUAAUGACCGAACUAGCUGAUUUUCAGAAUAGGUGUCGACGACUACCAAAGGCUAUGAGAGACUGGCCAGCCUACAUCGACUUGAAAAAGAAGAUCGACGACUUUAACGAAACUUGCCCACUGUUAGAGCUGAUGGCUAAUAAAGCGAUGCAAGACAGACAUUGGGAAAGAAUGUCGAAAUUAUGCAAAUACUACUUUGACGUUGAGUCGGAGGCGUUUACAUUGGCCAACGUGAUGCAGGCACCUUUGUUGAAGUACAAAGAUGAAGUUGAAGAUAUAUGCAUAAGCGCAGUGAAGGAGCAAGAAAUAGAGAGCAAAUUGAAACAGAUCAUAGCAGAAUGGGCGAUUGUGGAUUUACAAUUCUCCACGUUCAAGCAGAGAGGAGAAUUGCUCUUAAAAGGCAUGGAAACGUUGGAGAUAAUAUCUCAACUUGAAGAUAGUUUGAUGAUCAUCAGUUCACUGUUGGCAAAUCGAUAUAACGCGCCUUUCAAAAAGGACAUACAACUGUGGCAAAAUAAACUCAGCAAUACCUCGGAGAUCUUGGCAAAAUGGCUGAAUGUUCAGAAUCUAUGGGCUUAUUUAGAAGCUGUGUUCAUUGGCGGAGAUAUAUCGAAACAACUUCCAGCGGAGGCGAAACGUUUCAACAACAUUGACAAAGCGUGGAUAAAGAUAAUGUAUCGAGCACGUGAGAGGGUGAACGCAGUGGAAACUUGCACAGGAGAUGAAACAAUGGGACAAUUCUUGCCACAUUUGUUGGAACAGUUGGAAUCUUGUCAGAAAUCUCUCAGCGGAUAUUUGGAAACGAAACGAAGCAUAUUUCCAAGAUUUUGUUUCAUAUCAGACCCAACGUUGCUAGAAAUACUCGGCCAAGCAGCAGAUUGUCACACCAUACAGAAAUAUCUCGAUGGUUUCUUCGACAAUAUAGGAAAAUUGGAGUUUCACGAGAAAGAGUAUGAAAGGAUCGUAGCCAUGUAUUCGCGCGAAAAUGAGAAAGUGUUAACAGAGAAGGAUGUUAUAUGUACAGGGCUCGUGGAGAAUUGGUUGAACACUUUGUUAAUGGUUCAUCAAUUCUCUGUUGGCAGUGUAAUCUCCCAAGGGUUGCUAACUCUUCCCAACGAAGACUUCGAUAUUAUACAGUUGAUCGACAAUUCAAUUUUACAAGUAGGAUUAUUAGCCUUGCAAGUCUUAUGGACUCAUGACUCUGAAGUAGCUCUCAACACAGCAAGACGAGACAGAAACGUAAUGAAGCGAACAAACCAAUGGUUUCUCGAUUUAUUGAACAGUCUCAUUGAAGUAACCGUUAAAGACUUAUCGAAGUACGCGAGAGCGAAGUACGAGGCAUUGAUUACUAUUCAUGUGCAUCAAAGAGAUAUAUUCGACGAUCUGUGCCGCAUGAGAAUUCGCAAUGUCGGUGAUUUCGAGUGGUUGAAGCAAUGUAGAUAUUAUUACGACGCUGAAACAGAAGACGUUCCUAUACAAGUAACGGAUAUAGAUUUCGUCUAUCAGAACGAGUUUCUAGGUUGCACCGAUCGACUUGCCAUUACACCCCUUACUGAUAGGUGCUACAUAACAUUAGCUCAAGCCGUGGGUAUGAACUUUGGAGGUGCACCAGCAGGGCCGGCCGGCACUGGUAAAACAGAAACCACGAAGGAUAUGGGGAAGGCCCUUGGAAAAUACGUGGUGGUAUUUAAUUGCUCCGACCAAAUGGAUUUCCGCGGUCUAGGCAGAAUAUUUAAAGGAUUAGCCAUGUCCGGAUCCUGGGGCUGCUUCGACGAGUUUAAUCGUAUCGAUUUGCCAGUUUUGUCCGUCGCUGCUCAGCAGAUAGCGAUUGUACUUACAGCAAGAAAGGAAAGGAAAACAAAUUUUCUUUUUAGUGACGGUGAAAUAUACCAAUUAAGCUACGAGCUUGGCAUUUUCAUCACUAUGAAUCCUGGCUACGCUGGUCGCCAAGAAUUGCCGGAAAAUUUAAAGAUACAAUUUAGAAGCGUCUCCAUGAUGGUUCCUGAUAGACAAAUAAUUAUGCGUGUAAAAUUGGCAGCUUGUGGUUUUAAAGAGAACGUUCUAUUGGCACGGAAGUUCUUCACGUUGUAUAAAUUAUGCGAGGAACAAUUAAGCAAGCAAGUGCAUUAUGAUUUCGGCUUGAGAAACAUAUUGUCUUGCUUGCGAACUCUCGGUGCACAGAAACGAGCGAAUCCCACCGAUUCUGAGGAAACUACUUUAAUGAGAGUUUUGAGGGACAUGAAUCUGUCGAAAUUAGUAGAUGAAGACGAGCCCUUGUUCAUGUCUCUCAUCGAAGACAUGUUCCCAGGCAUCAAGCUCAGAGUUCAAAUAUACAAAGACUUGCAAAAAGCACUUGCAAAUGCAACUGUUGCUCUUGGUAUAAUGAACCAUCCAGAAUGGAACUUGAAGGCAGUUCAAUUGUACGAAACCUCUUUGGUCCGCCACGGCUUGAUGGUGCUUGGACCAACAGGAUCCGGAAAAACUAUGUGCAUGUGGGCUCUUAUGAAAGCUCUAACAGAAAUGGGCAUACCUCAUAAAGAAGUUAGAAUGAAUCCCAAAGUCAGCAUCGCCAUAACCGCGUCUCAGAUGUUUGGUAGACUGGACGUAACGACGAAUGAUUGGACAGAUGGGAUUUUCUCUAUUAUAUGGAGAAGAUCGACGCAAACGAAGAAAACAGAGAAUUUAUGGAUGGUCCUGGACGGUCCUGUGGAUGCCGUGUGGAUCGAGAACUUGAACUCCGUGCUGGACGAUAAUAAGACACUGACUUUAGCGAAUGGCGAUCGUAUAAUUAUGGCAUCUAACACUAAAUUGGUCUUCGAACCGGACAAUGUCGAUAAUGCAUCGCCAGCUACGAUAUCUCGUAUGGGAAUGGUGUUCAUAAGUGCUUCUGUACUAAAAUGGACUCCCAUUCUACAAGCAUGGUUUAAAACACAACCGCCAGCACAAGUAGAAGUGUUGAAUAAUUUCUUCAAUAAAAUUUACGACGAUGCCCAUACCUUUGUUCAAACGAAACUUCCGGCAAAAAUGCAACUCUUGGAAGCUCUUUACAUAAGGCAGUGCAUCGAUUUGUUGGAUGGUUUGCUUGGUACAAAUAAAGAUACGACUAGAACACUGCCGGAGUAUCACAUUGAGAAGAUAUUUCUUUUCUCGCUAAUGUGGAGUUUGGGAGCGGUAUUGGAAUUAGAUGAACGUAACUUAUUACAAGAGUUCUUACUUAAUCAUCAAUCAAAAUGUAAUUGGCCAAAAUGCAAGGAGGAUGAAACCAUCUUUGAAUAUCUGGUGUCAGAUGAUGGCCAGUGGAUGCAUUGGUCUGAAAAGGUCCCAGAAUUCAUCUAUCCGCCGGACGAAGUCUUAAAAUAUUACACUAUUCUAGUCCCUAAUAUAGACAAUACAAGAACUUUAUUCUUGAUUGAUAUUAUUGCGAGACAGGGGAAAGCAGAGAGCAAGGAACUGCAAAGACAGUUAUGGUCAAAAGCUACAUGUCACACUACGAUCCAGAAGAACAUCUCUAUAAAUCUUGCAGCUUUUCUUCCGCAUCUACACCCAAUAUGGUUCAGCUACGUGGAGAAAAGAGUGGGUACCACUUACGGACCGCCAGGUGGCCGAAAAAUGACCAUUUUCAUCGACGACAUAAAUAUGCCGGCUAUAAAUGAAUGGGGUGAUCAAAUUACAAACGAGAUCGUUCGCCAACUGAUGGAAUACAAAGGCUUUUAUUCACUGGACAAACCUGGCGAUUUCUGUACUAUACAGGACAUUCAGUUGCUCGCAGCCAUGAUCCACCCUGGUGGGGGUAGAAACGAUAUUCCACCGCGGCUCAAGAGACAAUUCAAUAUUUUUAAUUGUACAUUACCAUCCAACAAGUCCAUGGACACAAUCUUCAGAAGCAUUGGGCAAGGGUACUUCUGCAGUACCAGAUUCGACGAGAGUAUUGUGAACUUCUUGCCGAAAUUAAUACCAUUGACGAGAGUUCUGUGGCAGCAGACUAAGAGUAAAAUGUUGCCAACGCCGGCGAAGUUCCACUAUGUUUUCAAUUUAAGAGACUUGUCUCGAAUAUGGGAGGGCAUUCUCAGAAUAGAAAGUGCUGAAUGUGACUCCAGAAGCAGGCUGUUGAAGCUCUGGGAACACGAAUGUACCCGCGUAAUUGCAGAUCGAUUUACAAAUAACGAGGACACACAGUGGUUCAGAAACACAUUAAGAAGAACAGCGGAGAAAAUGUUAGGUUCUGAUUUUAGUUUCUACGUACCUGUCGAGACAUAUUUCGUGAAUUUUCUGCGUGAACCACCGGAACCUACUGGAGACGAACCGGAAGACUUCGUCUUUGAAGCGCCGAAGAUUUACGAGGAGAUGCCAAGUUACGAGGUUGUGAUUGCGAAGGUUCGACAAAAUAUGGAUCAAUUUAACGAGUACAUUCGAGGGAUGAGCAUGGAUUUAGUAUUCUUCCAUGAUGCUCUGGUGCAUCUGAUUCGAAUAUCGAGAAUCCUUGGCGUUUCUCGAAGCAACGCGAUGCUGGUAGGUGUUGGGGGAUCAGGCAAACAGAGCCUGACUCGACUGGCCUCUUUCAUCGCUGGCUUUAGUUUCUAUCAAAUUACGUUGACCAGAGCAAAAGUGUAUCAUAACAUUUUCAUCGCAAUAUCUUUAUCGACCCUGUCUAGGACUUACAGCGUUGGAAGUUUACUGGAAGAUCUGCGAAAAGUGUAUCAUACAGCUGGUGUGGGAAGCAAGGGGCAGACGUUCAUAUUUACCGAUAACGAGAUAAAAGAGGAAUCUUUCCUGGAGUACAUAAACAAUAUAUUGAGCGUUGGAGAAAUCGCGAACCUGUUCCCAGCAGAUGAACUUGAUGAAAUUUUAACGACAGUGACGCCUAUGAUGAAGAGCGACGACCCAAAGCGACCACCCACACCGGAUAACCUAUACGAUUAUUUCUUGACACGUGCGAGAGAUCAGUUGCAUAUGGUCUUAUGCUUUUCACCAGUUAGCGAGAAGUUCAGAUCACGAGCAUUGAAAUUCCCUGGUCUUAUAUCUGGUUGUACGAUAAAUUGGUUCUGGCGAUGGCCGAUAGAUGCUUUGUACGAAGUCAGUGACCACUUCUUAAAGAAAUACAAAAUAAUAUGCUCCGCAGAGACAAAACAACAAUUGAUAGAUGUUAUGGGAGACGUGCACAAUAAUGUGAAUGACGUUUGUGCACAAUAUUUCGAUAGAUUCCGGAGACAAGUAUACGUCACUCCAAAAUCGUUCUUAACUUUCCUCAGCGGAUAUAAACUACUUUACAAACAACGUUUGGAUAAUAUCAAUAUGCUCUCGUACCGUAUGAGCAGCGGUUUGAGCAAGUUAGUCGAUGCUGCAGCUCAAGUCGACGAAUUGCGUAAAAUUUUGGAGAAGAAUCAACAGGAAAUCGCGGAGAAGAACGUGCAAGUCGAGGCUAUCUUAGUCACUGUGAAUGAAAAGAAGAAAGAGGCGGAAAUGGUGAAAGCGCAGGUGCAAGUUUCUAAGGACGAGGCGGAAGCUAUUUUGAAAGUGAUCGCGAAAGAAAGAUCUGUAGCGGAGCAAAAAUUGAAAGCUGCAGAGCCUGCUUUAUUGGAAGCAGAAGCUGCCUUACAAACUAUUAAAGCCGCUGAUAUUGCGACAGUAAGAAAAUUAGGCAAACCACCAUAUUUGAUUACUCUCAUCAUGGACUGCGUGUUGAUACUGUUUGGAAGAAAAUUGGAUCCAGUUAAGCCUGACUACGAACGACAAUUUUUAACUCCUUCGUGGUCUGAAGCCUUAAAAAUGAUGGCUGAUGUUAGAUUUCUUUAUCACUUGCAAAAUUUUCCAAAGGACAAUAUCAAUGCCGAAACUAUCGAUUUGAUGCAACCAUAUUUGAAUUAUCCCUUGUACACGUAUGAAGCUGCAAAGCAAGCUUGCGGAAACAUUGCUGGCGUCAUUCAGUGGACCAUCUCGAUGGUUACAUUCUACGGAAUAAACAAAGAUGUUCUUCCAUUAAAAGCAAAUUUAGCUGUACAAGAAAGCAAAUACGAAAAAGCCAAUCGAAAUCUGAUGGAAGCUGAAAGUCUUUUGAAAGCGAAAGACGAAGACUUAAAAGUGGUGCAAAAAGAGUUCGAUGGUGUGAUGGAAGAACGUCAAAAAAUAGUUGAUUUAGCAGAAAUAUGCCAAGCGAAAACGGACACAGCCACGGCAAUGAUCGAGGGCCUUUCUGGCGAAAGAAUAAGAUGGACGGAGCAAAUAGCUGCCUUCAAAUCGGAAAUAGAUCGUCUGGUUGGCGAUGCGUUAAUUCUAAUAGGUUUCUUAUCGUAUUGUGGGCCCUUCAAUCAAGAAUUCAGGUCGUUAUUACAAAGACAAUGGUUUGAUUUUAUCCACGCUCGAAAGAUCCCGGUUUCUCUUAUGAUAAAUAUUACGGCUAGUUUGACUGACACUGCUACUAUUGGAGAAUGGAGUUUGGAAGGUCUGCCAACGGACGACUUAUCCAUUCAGAAUGGAAUUAUAGUAACGCAUGCAACCAGAUAUCCUCUUUUAAUCGAUCCUCAAUUACAAGGUAAAGCAUGGAUCAAGAACAAAGAGGAAGAAUUUCAGUUGCAGGUAACGUUCUUCUCACACAAAUAUUUUAGAAAUCACUUGGAAGACUGUGUUUCUCUGGGCCGCCCAUUGCUAAUCGUAGAUGUAGGAGAGGAAUUGGAUCCUGUUUUGGAUAAUUUGUUGGAGAAGAACUUUAUAAAAAUAGGAACUUUUUUGAAGGUGAAAUUAGGUGAUAAGGAAGUAGAUAUCCAUAAGGAUUUUAGACUUUACAUCACUACAAAGUUACCCAAUCCGUCAUAUACUCCGGAAGUAUUUGCACGUGCCGCUAUAAUCGACUUUACCGUUACUGUAAAAGGUACAAGAUUAGAGGAUCAAUUGUUAGGAAGAGUUAUUUUAACGGAGAAGAAAGAACUUGAAACAGAAAGGACGCAGUUGAUAGCAGAUGUAACUGCAAAUAAUAAAAAGAUCAAAGAAUUAGAAGCUAAUCUUUUACAUAAAUUGACCACCGUAGAGGGAUCUUUGAUAGAAGAUGUAGAAUUAAUGUCUGUAUUAAAUAUUACGAAACAAACAGCUGCUGAGAUAAACGAGAAGUUAAGUAUAGCGAAAGAUACGGAAUUGAGAAUCGAUUCAGCUCGAGAAGAAUUUCGACCAGUGGCAACACGUGGUAGUGUCUUGUACUUUUUAAUUUGCGACAUGUCUUUGGUCAAUUGCAUGUAUCAGACAGCGCUUUUGGAUAUAAAAAUUAGAUCCGAGAAGAGUCCAAUUAAUCAGCGAAGAAUCAAUUUCAUUAUCGAAUAUCUCACGUACGAAAUCUUCAAAUACAAAGCAAGAGGUCUCUACGAAAUUCAUAAAUACAUGUUCAUUCUACUGAUGACGUUGAAAAUUGAUUUACAACGUGAUGCUAUUUCUUACGAAGAGUUUCAGUACUUUAUUAAAGGUGGUGCAGCUUUGGAUCUAAACACAGUUGCACCAAAACCUUGCAAAUGGAUUACAGAUGUCACUUGGUUAAAUUUAAUUGCACUCUCUGCCCUAAGACAAUUUCACUACAUUCCUUCUCAAGUUCCAGCUUCUGAAAAGCUUUGGAAGCAAUGGUUUGACAAACCUGCUCCAGAAGAAGAACCAAUACCUAAUGGCUAUAAUGCAUUAGAUACUUUUCGUCGUUUAUUGUUAAUUAGAGCUUGGUGCAUAGAUAGAACACUGUCACAGUCAAGAAAAUACAUAUCAAGUUCAUUAGGAGAAAAAUAUGCAGAGCCUGUAAUUACUCUUUUGGAUGUGAUGCUCGAUGAAUCAAGGCCAGAUACUCCAAUGAUUUGCUUCCUGAGUAUGGGUUCUGAUCCUACGCACAGUAUAGAACAUCUUGCUAAAAAGUUGGAGAUAAUAUGUAGAAGUAUCUCAAUGGGGCAGGGACAAGAGGUCCACGCAAGAAAAUUAAUGCAAAGUGCAAAGACUGAAGGUUAUUGGGCACUGUGUCAGAAUUGUCACUUGGGUUUGGAAUAUAUGCAAGAGUUAGUUAAUUUUAUUCUGGAGAUGGAGGAUCCCCAUCCUAAUUUUCGUAUAUGGAUUACUACAGAACCACAUAAGGACUUCCCAAUAUCUCUUUUGCAAAUGUCCAUAAAGUAUACUUAUGAACCUCCACAAGGAAUAAGAGCAGGUUUGCUUGCCACAUAUAGUGGAAUGCAUCAAGAAAUGCUAGAUCAAUGUGAUGCUUCACAAUACAUACCAAUUAUAUACACAGUAUCAUUUUUACACACUAUAGUGCAAGAAAGAAGAAAAUUUGGACCACUUGGUUGGAAUAUACCAUAUGAAUUUAAUCUAUCAGAUUGGCUGGCAUCUUGCAUGUUCAUUAAUAAUCAUUUGAAUGAUUUUGAUAUAAAACAAGGAAUAAACUGGCAUACAAUAAGAUACAUGAUAGGAGAGGUACAAUAUGGAGGACGUGUUACAGAUGAUUAUGACAAAAGAUUGUUAAACACAUUUGCUAAACUAUGGUUUUCAGAUUCAAUCUUUUCAGAGGAUUUUGUGUUUUAUAAAGGAUAUCCAGUUCUCGUUUAUAAGCAAGUUACAGAAUAUUUAAAAAUAAUUGAUGAAAUGAAUCCUAUAGAUCCGCCACAAGUUUAUGGUUUGCAUCCUAAUGCAAAUAUCACAUAUCAAAGUAACACUACACAGGCUGUUUUAGAUACUAUAAUAUUUGUACAACCAAAAGAAGCAGGUGUGGGUGUUGGUGAAUCUAGAGAAGUAAUUGUAGCUAGGCAAGCAAAGGAAAUGUUAAAAAAAUUGCCACCAAGUUAUGACCCAUUUGAAGUAAAAGAGAGGUACACAAAACGAUUGCACGUAUUAGGCGCCACUGCACCAAUGACUAUUUUCUUGAAACAAGAAAUUGAUAGAAUACAAGUAAUUAUUACACUAGUGGAUGCUACUUUAAAGGAUCUUUUACUUGCUAUAGAAGGUGUUAUCAUAAUGUGUGAGGAAUUGAGGGAUGCUCUUGAUAAUAUAUACGAUGCUAGAAUACCAAAAUCAUGGAGAGCAAAAUCAUGGGAAUCAUCCUCUCUUGGUUUUUGGUAUACUGAACUGUUAGACAGAAACAAGCAAUUUUCUACUUGGUUGCACACUGGCAGACCAGUCAAAUUUUGGAUGACUGGAUUUUUUAAUCCACAAGGAUUUUUAACUGCAAUGAGGCAAGAAGUAACAAGGGUUCACAAAGGUUGGGCUCUGGAUAAUGUGACUUUACACAAUGAAGUCUUACGCUAUACAGCAGAAGAAAUUAAAACUGAACCUCAAGAGGGUGUUUAUGUAUAUGGACUAUUUCUCGAAGGAGCUGGAUGGGAUAGAAGGAAUAACAGACUAUGUGAAUCUGCAAAUAAAGUUUUAUAUGUAUUAAUGCCUGUCAUUCACAUUUUUGCUCUAUAUAAUGUCCCUGAUAAAGAUCCAAAAUUAUAUCAGUGUCCAGUGUACAAGAAACCACAAAGAACGUAUGUACUAUUUAUAACACCGCUUUGGUUGCAAACAAUUAGGCCACCAGAAUUUUGGAUUCUACGUGGUGUGGCUUUAUUAUGUGAUAUUAAAUAAAUGUAAAACUUGUAUCCUGCUUUAAAUUGAUAUACUUUAAAUAAAGAUAUGACACUUGUAUUUCAUUACAGAGCUAUUAAGAUAUCAAAAUAUUUCCACAUAACCUAUAAUUGAAAUUGUCCCGUAUUUAUCAUUGUUCAAAGAAUUAUCAUUGAGAAUCUAUCCACGUCGAGUAUUGAAAAUUCGUGAUAGUAUUUAUAGCUCUGAAUUUUGUGAAAUGUGCGCGAGUGCGCGCGUAAAUUGUGGAUUCUCAUUGAUUUAUUCGAGAAACUUUCGUCAAUGGUAUAACGAAUAAAAAUGUUGAAAACUUUCGUUGAAAAUGUUCAAACUCGAAGUAACUAGUGAACUACUGUCAUUUUAAAUCGCAGUGAAAGCAUUUCUCGAGUUUGCUAGUUUCUGAUGUUUUCUUUCCCUUGACAUCAUGUUACACUUAACAAUGAAUUAACGACAAUGAGUUAUUAACAGUGAGUUUCGAUAAAAUAUUACGAGAUGAAAAUUAAACGUCACAAUGGAAUAUAAUCGCAAAAUAAUUAUCGAUAGUUGCG